Messenger RNA from Lodderomyces elongisporus, 903 nucleotides. RefSeq lists its product as uncharacterized. Gene Ontology annotation, biological process: mitochondrial proton-transporting ATP synthase complex assembly. Gene Ontology annotation, cellular component: mitochondrial inner membrane. Lineage: Eukaryota; Fungi; Ascomycota; Pichiomycetes; Serinales; Debaryomycetaceae. The record is from RefSeq and is a predicted model, not a curated record. The transcript has a single exon. The coding region runs from base 1 to 903 and encodes 300 amino acids.
AUGAGCAAAGUCAACCGUCGACUCUUGAGUAGUGCGACUAAAUGUUUGCAAAAGCAGUCGCUGCAGCAACUGCUGCAUCUGCAGAAGUUACAUCCCAGGUUUGUCGAUACAAUUAAGGAAGUGUCCAAACCUGCCCAGAAAGAGUCUCGCCAAAUAACCAGACCUUUUGGAUUGAAAGAACCGGUUUUAUUGAAUCAUAAAUUAUCCGAUACCUAUUCUCUAUCGAGCAUUGCCAAUGAAGUCUUUGGUGCUCGGGCCAAGGAGCGUCGUCAAAAGAAUUUGGAUUACGAUUUGAAACACUCGCUGAUUUUCGAGGCAAAAUCAUUUGAGAAUACCAAAGGUAAGAUCUUUAGUCCACCAAUAUCGUGGUUUAAGCAAGAAAAGUCUCUUUACUUUCCUGAUUUUGUUGCUCAGACAUUGCAAGGUGAAAAAGAAAGCUUUUAUCAAGCUAUUAGUGAAAAGUAUAGUAUAGUCCGUUUAUUCAGUUCAGUUACCGGUGAUCAAUGCACAAUGACAUACUUUGAUAGGGAUGGCAAGGAUCUAUACUCCAAAGACUACAAUUCUUUUGUGCAAGAGUUUCCAGAUUUUCAAAUUGUUGAUAUCAAUAUGCCUACAAGUUGGAUUAAAGGGUUCGUAUUGAACUUGUCGCUUCGCAACCUUAAAAAGAGUAUACCUGUAGAGAGAUAUGAUCGUUAUUUCAUCCUACCAAACCACAUUUUGCCGCCAGAUAUAAGGGAAGAGCUCUAUUGCGAUAAUCAGUGCUCUGGAUACAUCUAUAUCCUUGACAAAAAUGGCAGAAUAAGAUGGGCAACUAGUGGGUAUGCAACACCAGAAGAUUCGACUCUUAUGUGGAAAGUCGUGAGGGGCUUGCAGAAAGAGGCAACAGCGGCUCGGAAUGCAUGA